CCCAGGUGUGUCCCCCGGGACCAACUUUUUGUUCGCUCUGUAGCAUGGUCACUCUCUGUCUCAACACCGAGUAGAACGUGCACAAUCUGAACGAACACAUGAUGGCCACCUCCAACGCCACAAUUUUCCUCACUGGUGCCAAUGGCGGCCUCGGCACUGCUAUUGUCGACGACAUCAUCUCAAAGGCCGAAUUCUCUGGCUGUCAUGGCAUCUACACCGUCCGAGAUGCGAAGACCUCCACUUCGCUCCACUCGGCGCUGCAAGCCUCUCAGUCUCACUCGCACGAGAUACUGUCGCUCGACCUUUCCAAUCUAUCGAAUGUGCGCCAAGUUGCGGCAACUGUCAACGCCAAGGUUGCCAACGGGGAGAUCCCGCGAAUCAAAGCCUUGAUUCUUAACGCAGCCUAUAGAGAACAUCAGGGUCAGACGAGGACUGAAAGCGGCCUGGAUAUUGCCUUUGCGAGCAAUUAUUUAGGACAUUGGCUGCUAGUGCUGUUGUUGUUGGAAAGUAUGGAUCAGGAGUCUGGUAGGAUAGUUGUCGUGAGUAGUUGGGUUCAUGAUCCUCUCGACGAAGGCAACAAAGCCUCGGGUGCAUAUGAGGACCCCAAGUGGAAGAAGAUAUUUGUCGACACCAAAAGCGAGACCCUUGAGUCUGUUGCCCAGGGGACUUGGAGCCCCCCCGGUGACCCAUCAAAGGAUCCAUACGGUCUUGCUGCAAUCAGGCGCUACGGGGCUUCUAAGCUGUGUCUGGUCAUGAUGAUUAUCGAACUCCAGCGUCGACUCAACUCAGAUCCCAAACUGAGCGGCAUCUCGAUCCUGGGCGUCGAUCCCGGAUUGAUGCCAACCAAGAUCACUACAGGCAGCCUUGGAUGGCUAAUCAGGUCCAUAUAUACGCUUGUGAUGCACAUCUCGGGUCGCAUCUGGCCGAACGGCUCGCUGCGACUGAAGUCGAAGUCGGCAGGCGAUGUGCUCGCGGCUGCCAUCAGCACAAAGCCUCCUUUUGGUGAACGACCAAAGGGCCUGUACAUGAAUGGUUCUGAGCCCAAAGAAGUGAGCGUCGAGGCACAGGACGAGCAAAAAAGGGCCAAUGUAUGGAAGGCGAGCAUCACCUACACAGGUCUGAAGGAUGGGCAGACCUGCCUGGUCGAUUGGGCGUAGUGAUUUGACAUAUUAUCAUGACCAUUUCAUAAUGUGAUUCCCCAGGUCAAAGCAA
Molecule: messenger RNA, 1212 nt
Organism: Diaporthe batatas
Lineage: Eukaryota; Fungi; Ascomycota; Sordariomycetes; Diaporthales; Diaporthaceae
Exons: 3
Coding region: 99-1157 (352 amino acids)
Source: RefSeq, a predicted model, not a curated record